Porites evermanni is the source of this 4208-nucleotide messenger RNA. The record is from the annotation of a GenBank genome assembly. NCBI's taxonomy places the organism in Eukaryota, Metazoa, Cnidaria, Anthozoa, Scleractinia, Poritidae.
ACCACACACCAAGAUGUCAAAGAAAUCGCUAGUAUUUGUAACCGGGAAUCAAAACAAGCUGAAAGAGGUAAGAUCUGAGUUUUUCUAUAUUUUAAAGGAAGCUUUGAUACGUGUCCAGCUUCUUCCUUAAUCCUGCUUCUGUCUAUUUCCUAGCUGUUUAUUGGUAUACCUGGCAGUGAGUCGUGAAAGUUUCUGUUGCACAAACACAUACAGCUUUAAGCUUAUGUAUAUCAAAUUCAUUUCAAACCUGGAGUGUUCCACCAGCGAUGGAGCCAGCCUCGAGCUCGCUGAGGCCAUUUGAUCCCAUCCAUAAUUCAGUUUAGACGUCGUAAAAUUAAAAUUUUACUGCUUGAACAGGGAGAUUCUCCAUCACAGGGCGCAGUUCUUUUGAAUGUACACUCAAUUUCGUCACAGGUCUUGAAUGUCUUUUUUAUUUUAUUUUAUAAGGUGGUAGCAAUUUUAGGGGAGGCUUUUCCAUGGAAAGUGGAGUCUAAAAAUAUAGACUGUAAGUAUCAAAAUUAUUAUCAUCAUUAAAGGUUACAGCUGCAGCCAACGUGAAGGCUGCAUAUAAUGGAUUUGAUUUGUACUAUUAUAUUUUAUGCUGCCCGUCUUCUAAAAAAAGAGCUAGAUGUGGGGAGACACACCAGCAAUGCAUAGUACAGGUGCAAACAUGUAGUCAUUAGAAUCUACUGCCAGGAUAUCAACUCAGGUGACAACCUGAAUUUUGCUUGCACCUAGUGAGGGGAGCAAGCUAGGGAAUUGGUACAGUGGUGAGAGCACUCAUGCUCUUCCCAAUAAGGAGGACAGGGUUCAAAUCCCAGCUUUAACGCCAUAUGUGGGUUGAGUUUCUUGUUGGUUCUCUCCUUUGCUCCAAGCGGUUUUUUCUCCGGGUACUGUGGUUUUUCCCUCUCCUCAAAAACUAACAUUUCCAAAUUCCAAUGUAACAAAGAACCACUCUGUGGAAGGGUUACCUGUAAACCGUUAAGUUGUGUGCUUGCACUGAUCAGCAUUCAGAGCAGUUCAACUGACAAAAAUUCUGAUGUUUGUGUCUCUAGCAAUAACCUGUCAGGCUUUAUGAACAUCAAAACAGCCCUUUCCUUACUAAAAAUUCAAAGGUUUGGCUCUUAAAUUAGUUGCAGUGUUAAUAGUGGCCAAUUAUUUAGAUACACGUUAUUUCUACACAGUAGUUUCAGCAUAUCACAAUAUGUAUGUACAUACAAAUGAUAUGUAAAUACUAUUUUUAUAGUACCUGAAUUUCAAGGUGAACCUGAUGACAUAUCAAGGGAAAAAUGUAAAGUUGCAGCUAGAGAGGUUGGUAAUUUUAAAACCAUAGAAAUGUAAAAAUAGAAAAUAAAGAAUGUGAAGAAUUUUUGUCACUUUUACAAGGUUUAUACAAAAUCUUGAAUUCUUGAAAAAGUCUUGAAUUUAAAUUUGCAAUGCAAUUUUCCAGUAUGGAAAAAGUUGCAAAAAGUCUGGAAGUUUUUUUCAAAGCUACGACAAGUGAUUAUAAGUUAAUUUUUUUCCUUUGCUUGGUCAAUCCCAUUCAAAUCAUUCAAUCUCUCCCAUAGCUAAGACAUUCAAUCACAGAAUGAGAAGUUUCAGAACUCUCUUAAUUCCGCGUUGCACCAUGGUUACUGUACAUUAUAAUGAUUAUCAAUGCAUCAUCUGUUGAUCACCUAUUCAAUAAUAGUCUAAUUAAAAAAUAAAUUAUUAUUUUUGAAAAAAGUCUGGAUUCAAAAAAGGUCAAUGAAUUUUGGAUCCAAAAACGACUGCUCGAACCCUGCUUUUGACUCAUAUUUUAGAACUUGAAAGAAAGUGAAUUACUGCAGUUAGUUACCUAUAGUUGUUUUGUUUACAUUUGUCAGAUUCAGGGUCCAGUGAUAGUUGAAGACACUUGUUUAUGUUUUUCUGCAUUGGGAGAUCUUCCAGGACCUUAUGUGUGAGUUACUGGUACACAAUCAGCAUAAUUUUUUACUUGUGACAUUGGCUGUCUUCCACUUCCCUUGCAUAUUUCUCUACUCAAUUGUAUUUUCUAGUUAUUUAUUCUUAUAAAAACUUAACCUUUGUCAAGCUCUUUAUAUUAUUGGGUACUUAGAGAUUAUUAUUCUCAUAUUGACCCUUCUCAGGAAAUGGUUCUUGAAGAAAUUAGGGCCUGAAGGUAGGCUUAAGGUGCAUUGCCUUACUUUGUUUUUGUUAUGACUUGUAUGUUAAGUAUGAAUGAUUAUUUUAUCCACUGUUUGACUUGCCUGUAACCUCAAACAAUCAUUUUUCAUGACCCAAAUUUGAGGUAUACUAAAAUUUGCAGUGAGUUAACCUCCACUCUCAGAAGUUCCAAUAAAAGUCAGUUGCUCACUUACGUCCAAGGGGAGCUGAGAGUUGCAACCCAGCAUUGUUGGACUGUUUGAGAAUUAGGUUAGCACUGAGUUGGUUUAAAUUGGUCAAGCCAUUGAAUUAGUUGUGUGCUGAUGACAGAGCUUUUUCUCCAUAAGGACAGACGGAACAGUUUAAGAAUUUUAGCCAUCACAAUGUGGCUUUGUAAUAUUGAGUGAAAUUAAUUAAUCAGUGAGGAACAGUAACUGUUGUGGAUGCACCAGAUGACAUCUAAUAAAUAUGGCUUGAAAUAUUAUUGUCUGGCUGUAAGUGUGUUGUUAACUGCUUUUUCAUCUUUAUACUUCUCAAGCUCAUUAAUAAUUCCUAAAGAAAAUUCAAAGGAAAUUAAUGUUUAAUGAGUGUUUGGAUAUCAGAUGAAAAACUGCUCAUUUUUGCAUCCUUAAUUUCUCCUUGAAAAAAGAUUUUGUUUGAGAAGAAAUAUCAAACAUUCGACAACGUGUUUCAUCACCAGAUGAAACACCUCGAAGUUCGUCAAAAAUACUCCGCUGCGCGUCGUAUUUUCAACUCUCUUCUCCGUGUUUCAUCUGGUGAUGAAACACUGCGUCUCAUGUUUGAUAUAUUACUUGAUGACUUACGUUUCUGUUAAGUGCAUCAAUUAGUACACUCAAUCAGAUGACUUUUUUAGGCAUCUGCCUAAUUGCUUCCCUCAGAUGUCUUCUAGUGUAAACUACGUCAUGUCUGAAUUGCUACUUUCCACAGCCUGUUUAGUUUAAUAUUUAUUAUCAGUGAAAACUUUCUUCAGUUUCCAAGAAUUAUACUUGUAUACAUUUAAAGUUUAAUUUAUCGCCUGGGAUUUAGUGGAACAGCUACCAAAGUUUGUUUAUUUUUAGGUUUGCACAGACUCUUAACAGGCUGGGAAGACAAGUCUGCAUAUGCACUCUGUACAUUUGCCUACUCAACUGGGAAUCUAAAGGACCCUGUCAUGCUAUUUAGAGGAAAGACAAUGGUAUUACACCAGAGACUACAUAAUCUCACUUAAGUUUUUAGCGAUAGUACUGGCCACCUUCUCAAAGUGAAAACAGAAAGAGAGCAUAAAAAAGAUAUUAGUCAUUGCACAUUAAAAACUAAAAACACUUGUAUCCCCUGUGUAGUAGGAGUUUCUGUUUGAGUUUGUUUCAGAAGUUGUAAUGUGAAUGAAAUAAAAUGGAAGAAAUUAAGGUCAGGGCUAGGCUUCUGAAACAUAUUCCUUAAUAUUUCAGGGUUCAGUUCAUUUGUAGUUUGUAUAUAGUAAAUACUAGAUAACUGUUUGUUAACAUUUACUCUCUUGAAAAUCAAAACACGAAUCACAGUACUGAAGCUUAACACACAAAAUCAGCAAACUGUUAAAGGAAGAAUCUUUGUGAUGCUGAACCCCCAGAAGGAUGGAAACUCUUGGUGAUCACUACUACUGAUUUUGACUUCAUUAAUUUCUUAAAGUUAACUCAAGCAUGUUUGUAAUUGCAUGUUUGUUUGGACUUGUCUCAACUACAUUGUAAUGAACCUCUCUUCUUUAAAGGGUAAAAUUGUUGAACCCAGAGGUCCAAGGAAUUUUGGAUGGGAUCCUUGUUUUCAACCUGAUGGCUUUGAUCAAACGUGAGUAUAAUAAUACUGAUGAAGUCCAAAUUAAUUUUGAGGAAUUUUUGCAUUGAUUAGUUAUGAUUUGUUGAAACUUUUGAUUUUACAGGUAUGCAGAGAUGGCAUCAGAAAUAAAAAAUUCUAUCUCUCACAGAGGCAAGGCUCUCAAAGCCUUAAAGGAGUACUUUGAGGAUGCAAAGGCCAAUGAUGACUUUCAGGAACCAGAAAAUAAGAGACCAAAAAACUUCACUGAUACAAAAUAA